AUGGCCUCAAACACAUCAUCGCCCUCCAGAGCUGGCCCUGGCGGAGUGAGUGGGCUAGCUUCGUCAUUACGAUCGGCCGCAGGACGUUCAGACCCGGCUGCUGGAUCGGGACCUGCAUCCCAAGGGGCAACAACCAAUAACAAUAACUCUAAUAAUAAUCAAGGAUACUACAACGACAAUAAUAACAACAACAACAACAACAACAACAACAACAACAGUCAAUGGGGAGGAAACCAAUACCGUCACAAUGAUAGAGACGCGAGGGUGCCCGAUUCUGACGACAGUACCGAAGAGGAUGAAGAGUAUACUUCCUAUAUCCAGGACCAGGAGGCCGCAGCUCACAACAAUAACAGUAACGGUGGCGGUAACAAGGUCCACAACAUGCGGCAUAUGCUCCAUGACGACGACCAGGAUCAGGAUGACGACCGCCAUCACCAAGAUGACCAGCGGGAUAGCGCCGCCGCCGCCGCCGCCGCCGCCGAUGCUGCUAACCGCCAGGAGGUCCAAGCACGUCAGAACCAGAUCCUUGAAGACGAUGAGGAGAGCUUUGAAGAGGACGAGGAUGACAUGGACGACGAGGAUGAUGAUGAUGCAUCCGACACCAACUCGUUGACGGAGGACGAUAUCGAUUUCAAUCUCGUCUAUGCCUUCCAUACCUUUGUAGCCACCCAGGAAGGUCAGGCCUCGGUUGUUCGUAAUGACUCGUUGAUGCUGCUCGAGGACGCCAACGUCUACUGGUGGUUGGUUCGGGUUUUGAAGACGGGCGUUAUCGGAUAUAUCCCUGCCGAGAACAUUGAGACUCCGUUUGAACGUUUGGCGAGGCUGAACAAGUACCGCAACGUUGGACUCUCAGCCCCUUCACCCGAAUGGGGAACCUUUGACGAACCCAUUCAACCCCUGAACGCCGAAGCUGUAGCACACAAGGCCAGCCAUCGCCGGUCCGUCAUCUUCACAGGCCAGAACGAGUACUUUGGAGCCAGCGACAAUGAAUGGGAUGAUGAGGAUGGCGAGGGCGACGAGGAUGAUGAGAUGGGCGAGUACUAUGAGAGCCGUGAGGAGGGCGAGGAAGGUGAUGCUGAAGAUGGAGAGGGUGGGAAAUCGGAUAUUCAGUUGGAGGCUGAGCGUGUUCAGCAGGAGAUUCUGGAGGAGGAGAAUCAGAGACUGCAGCAGCAGCAGCAGCAACAACAACAACAGCAGCAGCAGGGCGGUCAGAAGCCAAGGAAGAGCAGCUUCGCGAUGGAUAAUUCUGACCAGGAGAUGGUGGGUAAUGACGAGGACGAGGAGGUAGAGGUUACAAACAAGUACCGCCGGCCGCUGUUGGACGAUGACGAUCUGAUGUUUAACGAUGAGCCCCGCAAGAUUUCGUUGACACCCUCGAUUGCACAGGAUGAUGUGAGCAGAGCCCUUACUCCAACAGGCAGGGGUAAGAAAUUGCGUCUGGGCGAUGAGGAUUCGUUGAACGGAAGCCCUAGAUCUAUCGGUUCUCCUGGGCAGCGUGGAAGCAAUGGCGAGGUCUCUGCAUCGCCCCUGACGCCUCGCCAGCAGGCGAAUGGAACUGGAGAUGAUGCUUCUUCGAACAGUGACCGCCGGUCAGGAAGCCUUGAGUCUGAAGAAGAGGAUCGAGCGGCGGCGCAGAAGCGGAUGCAGGAACGCACAGAGGCCAAGUUGGCUGCUCUUCUUGGCGACAAGGAGUCAGCCCCCAGCAAGGGAGGAAGUACCACUACUAGUGACUCUUCAGAGUCGACCAGGAAGCCUGGAAAGUUCAAGAGUCUCUUUGGAGUCGGCAAGGGAUCCAAGGACAAGGAGAAGAAGGAGAAGGAAAGACUCGAGAGAGAACGUCUUGCUGGACUCGGUAAUAAGUCCACACCUGUGGCGUCGUCGCCAGGCGGUAACAGCUUUUCCAACAGUGCUGAUGGACAGAGGGCACGUACCAAUUCGAGCGGAUCGAUUGGAUCACCAGGUGGUCCAGGAUCUGGUCCCCACAACGCCAACGGACCAAUGUCGCCUACGAGCGUCUCUGAGGAUGGCGAUUCACCAGAGAUCAUUACUCUGCGCGUGUACCCGGGCAACGUUGAUUUUGGCGCGUCGAUGUACAAGACUGUCGUUGUCAACGCUUCUACUAUGGCAUCCGAGGUUGCUAACCAGGCCGUUGUCAAGUUCCGUCUAGCACCCGAUGGUGUUGCUUCAAGCAGUGAUUUCUUCAUCACCGUUCGUGGCGUCGACGGAGACGAGACGGUGCUGUUGCCGACGGACAAGCCGAUGGCGAUCUACCAAUCUCUCACAGCUCACUUGACGACCCCGUUGCCUGCAAACCAUCGCCUUUCAAUCUCCUCUGUCUCCUCUAUGAUGUCUGUCAACUCUGUCAGCUCCUACAACUCCAACCCACCCUCGACACCCACCAGCCCCAGUUCUGUCCGUCGCAUCGGAUCAGGAAAAUCUGAUCCACACCAGCGAUCCAUUCGCUUCCUUCUCAACAAAAAGAUCAAGCGUGGAUCCGUUUCUUCAACACCCGGUACUCCCACAACACCAACUACACCCACAGCGCCGUCGCAAGAAGACUUUUUCUGGGUUAAGGUUGUUUGCAAGGCCCAGGAGUUGCCCCAGUCGAUGGUCGUGAUUGAUGGGAUGAGGACUGCUAUGAACAGGAGUGAUCCUCGUGCCCAGGGUCAGGUUUUUGCCAACAAGGUCGAGCACUGGAUCCCCAUGCACUCUGCUUCCAAAGCUGGCGAUGUUAUCUUCAAGACCCUGGAGACCAUCGGCAUUCGCUCGGGUGUGGUUGAGGGUGUGCCCAAUCAUGUCAUUGUCUCCAAGCGCAACUCUGCUCCCAAUGGCAUUGUGAUUGAGUACCAGCUCAUUCUAAAGUUGGACACCCCUGUGUCGCCAAGAGCAAGACAAGGGGAUGAGCUGACUUUGGUCCCCCAGACACCUCUCAUUCGCUGCUUUGACGAUCAUCAGCUCGCACCGGUCCGUCGCUCCCCCAAGGCUGAUGUUGCGUCGAUGCCCACCAACCCAGAGUAUUUCUUUUACCUCAAGAAGUCGCCCAAGAGUGUUCAGGAAGAGACCAAAUUUGCUCAGCAACAACCACAACAACAGCAACAACAGCAACAACAGCAACAACCCAGGAAAGUCCCAGCACCAUUGCAGGCUCAGUCGCUUUUUGGUGCUUCAUCCUCUGUCAACGAGUCGCCUCGGAGCCCGGCCCAGCCCAGUCCUACGACCAGCGUCACCAGCCCUCGGUCACUUCGCUCGCUUCGUAGCUUUGAUGAUGGUUCGGCUGGUGGCCAAGGAGCGGCCCUUAUCAACAAUGGUCCACUGUCACCUGGCCGGCCUCCUGGCAGCGCUCGCACCGCUUCACCUUCUCAGGGCCCUGAUGGCAACAUCCGCAUCCCUCGUCGUACAGAUUCUGUCAUCCUGACGCCCACCAGUCCUAUUCGUUCCACUCACCCUGAAGGAGGAGCUGGGUCUCGAACACCCACACCCGAUCAUAGCGGAGUGAUGGGCAGGAACCGCUCGCCUAGUGUCAGCCAGGGUAUGCGUCCUGGCCAAGCUCCUUCACCUGUUUCCAACGGUGGAGUCGUGGAGAAAGACAGCUCUCGGGCUUCUACACCUGAGAGACCUGCUCGUCCUGAGAGACCCGAUCGUCCACAGCGCGCUAUUGCUCAGCCUUUGACUCAUGGACCAUCACCGCUCUCGUUGACGGCUGUCAUGCUCCAGGCCAAUGAGCAGGGCAACCACAUGGAUUCAGGAAGAGGAGGGUCGAUGGUUGCAGCGCCGCUGAACAUCAAGAAGAACGAGGCACAAGGAAUGGACUUCUACCUGGACAAGGGCGUCGUCCGGUCAUCGCGGUUGAUGAACUCGAAGCAGUACCGGUACUCGUUCAUCCCUACCGAGACGGGCGAGGAGGUGGAUAUUUCCGACAUUAUUGAAGAUAUCCUGGGUGAGGAGGCGUAUGCGGAUAACGAGCCUGCUGUUAUCGCGGCCAAGGAGGAUGUCCUUCAACACCUUGCUGUUGCGGCGAAUAGCAGUGAUGUCGAGUCGGUCUCGAGACGCGAUCGAACUGCUGCUGCUGUUGCGCGUGCUGCCAACGCUGCUGCCUCCCGGAAGGAGCGUGCAGCUGCCAAUAACCGGGACGAGGUGAUUUCUUCUGCCACCCGGAGUCGUGUCGCUUCCCCUGUCGCGAUGAGAUCAACCAUGGACGAGCAACAGCAAUAUUCCAGAGAAGGAUCGCCCUCGCCAACUCAGUCACGCCAAGCAGCCGCAAUGAUGGCUCAGAACCAAAACCAGACCCUGGCUUCACCACUGCUUCUAUCUUCGCCCUCACCGACGAUGCGGAGCAAGAAGCGGGAGAGCGAUGUCGAGAUCCAAGUGGCUUCUGUUGCCUCCUUGAGCACUCGAUCUGCAUCCCCCAUGCUGACAGAACAGCCUCCUUCUUCUCGAGGUUCGGAUUCUCCACGGUCGCUUCGGUCAGGCUCUCCUUAUGGUAUGGCCAAACCUACGCUGAUCUCGAAUGCCAACGCCGUCAGAGCUGGAGGUGUGGCGGCCCAUUCCCCGUUGAUGGAUGGUGGUAAUGACGUCCAGGCUCAGGAUCCUUCUGCGCGGUCGUUCUCGCCCAUCCCACGGCGGUUGCAAUCACCUUCACCUGCUUUGAGACAGGCUGGCUCAACGCCUUCGCUUACUUCUGGAUCACCCAACCUCCGUCCCAGCUCCCCCUCGUCCUCUCCUAACGGCGGUCGUGUCAGUCCAGCAGCAUCAACAGCAGCGAACGGCCGCUCCAAUUCGGGGGCUUCGAACUCUUCUGUCACCUCUUCACGGAACCGAUCCGCAAGCGCUAGUGUUGUUGCCGACUCCAAAGGUCUGGCCCACAGCAACAGCAACAGCAGCAACCACUCUGAACGAGUUGGAACUCCUUCCUCCCCCGGAGGUAACAAGGAGUGGCUGCUGUCGUCGGAUUAUAACACGGGCAUGCAGGAUCUGUUGACGUUGGUCCGUGCGGGACGAUCCAGCUCUGUCAGCUCCCCCAGUAAUUCGUCGAUGCAUCUUUUGAGAGGUGUUGGAGGCGUUGGAGCAGGUGGAGCAGGACCUUGGAUCGGAAAGGAUGGCAAACUGAUCGCGUUGCCUUCCACGAUCAAGGCAUCCUUGCUGAGCAACAGUAACAGCAGGUCUCAAUCACCUUCAUCCCCUUCGUCCGAGAAUGGGGGGGAUUCAAUGUUGCGCGGCAAGAACAGUUCCAGCAGCCUCAACAAUACCAGGAACAACAACAACAACAGGAACACAACAAGUAAUGACAAUAACGACAAAUCAAGUGGAGGAGGAGGUGAGAAGAGUGUGGAGCAGACGAGGAUGAUGCUUUUGAUGUUGAACGAAUUGACGUUGAAGGAUGUCCAACAGGAAUGUCAUCCGGAUGUGUAUGACUGCUGGAAGGAUGUUGAUGCCGACCUUGAUCGUGUCGAGCGGGAACUUGACGAUCUUUUGGUAACGGUUAAGGCCUCAAUAUUCUAA
Molecule: messenger RNA, 5499 nt
Organism: Linnemannia hyalina
Lineage: Eukaryota; Fungi; Mortierellomycota; Mortierellomycetes; Mortierellales; Mortierellaceae
Source: the annotation of a GenBank genome assembly